Cannabis sativa is the source of this 1579-nucleotide messenger RNA. Its product is annotated as autophagy-related protein 18b. The coding region runs from base 205 to 1314 and encodes 369 amino acids. The transcript has 11 exons. Gene Ontology annotation, biological process: autophagy of mitochondrion; nucleophagy; protein localization to phagophore assembly site. The record is from RefSeq and is a predicted model, not a curated record. Lineage: Eukaryota; Viridiplantae; Streptophyta; Magnoliopsida; Rosales; Cannabaceae. Gene Ontology annotation, molecular function: protein binding; phosphatidylinositol-3,5-bisphosphate binding; phosphatidylinositol-3-phosphate binding. Gene Ontology annotation, cellular component: phagophore assembly site membrane; cytosol; extrinsic component of membrane.
GUAGGCAAGUAGGCCAUGGCUCUUGAUAUUUUCAAGCAAAAUCUAUAAAAUCCAUUAUUUAAUUCCUUUUCUUCUUCUUCUUCUUUUUUUCUGUUCAUACCAAAUUUCACCUCUUUUGAGGAAAAACCACAGCCUUUUUCAUUUCAAUUUUGAUGCAAUUCAACUCUCUCUUCAUGUAAUCCGACUUCACAACAAGCUCCUCCAAUGGCCAACCAGUCUUCCUCCAAUCUAGUCCUAUGCGCUUCUUUCAAUCAGGACGCCAGUUGCUUUGUUAUUGGAACUAGAGAUGGCAUCAAGAUAUAUGAUUCGAAUACUGGACGGCUUUUCUUCGAACGAGCUAUUGGAGCUUUUACUAUUGCCGAAAUGCUGUUUACCUCUAGUCUACUUGCCAUUGUUGGAGCUGGUGAACAGCCAUCUUUAUCUCCCCGUCGUCUAUGUUUAUUCAAUACGAUGACUGGAACUGCCCUCCGAGAAUUGAAUUUCUUAACAUCAAUUCUAGCUGUUCGCAUGAAUAAGAAAAGGCUUGUUGUCGUUCUGCAAGAGAAGACUUAUGUAUACGACAUUAAUAGUCUAGCAAUCUUGGACACCAUUGACACAGUUCCGAAUUUAAAAGGACUGUGUGCGUUCUCCCCUAAUUUGGAUGCUUGCUUUGUGGCACUUCCUGCUAGCACUACCAAAGGAGCUGUGUUGUUGUACAAUGCUAUGGAUCUGCUGUCUCAUUGUGAGAUAGAUGCUCAUCGUUCUCCGCUGGCUGCGAUGACCCUUUCUUCCAAUGGGAUGUACAUAGCAACAGCAUCUGAGCAGGGAACCAUAAUCAGAGUUCAUAUGGUUUCUGAAGCAACUAAGUCUUACAGUUUUCGAAGAGGGACAUAUCCAUCAAUUAUAUUUUCCUUGUCAUUUGGACCUUCCGCAGAGCUUCCAGAUAUUCUUGUGGCCACAGGUUCUUCAGGGUCAGUUCAUGCGUUCUCUCUUGGGUUUGCCAUAUGCCAGAGAAGCAGAAGAUCAAGUAUUAUUUUGGGAUCGAUAAUGCCCGACUCUUUUUCUGAUGCGUUGGAUCCAGCUCAUCACGGUGUUCUUCAUAGUGCUGCACCAGCUGGAGUUAAAAGCUAUGCAGUAGUUAGGAAGGUUGAAAAGGUUACCAACUCGUCAACAUCUGAGAUCAUAGCAUGCCGAGCCACCAUUUCUAUGGUUGCAUACAAUGGUUACUUCCAAGAGUACAGCUUAACAAUCAGUAGCCGGGACGAGUAUUCAUGGAGUUUGGAACGUGAAUUUAAUCUUCAAACGGUAAUCUCAGAAAACCCCAUUAGCUCAUGAAAGUUUAGACAUAUCUUCUCUCUAUAAAUAUUGUGACAUAUUUAAUCUGUAAAACUUUCCACUUCUUAGCUGUGUACAUAUGUAGAAUGAAAAGUGGGUUCAAGUAGGGCUCAAUUACCAUUAUACAUAACUUUAUGUUACAUUAUAUAGAUAAUCUCGUUAACUUACAUAGAUGAAAUUGAUACUGAUACUGAGAUUUAUAUGUACUGUCAUCUUGAAUGUACACUGAAUUAUUUAUACCAUUAGUUGUUUUUAAAUUGAUUUA